CUUACAUUUGACAUGUGUUCAUGGACUCACAGACAUGGUGAAGCAACUACUACUCUCUAAAGCUAAUGUAAGUGUUGGGGAUAAAGAUGGUAACACACCUCUACAUCUGGCAUGUAAUCGUGGACACACAGAUAUCUUGAAGGAGCUCCUGCUAAAUAAAGGUGCCGUCAAUGUGGCGAAUAAACAUGGUAACACACACUUACAUUUGGCAUGUGUUCAUGGACUCACAGACAUGGUGAAGCAACUACUACUUUCUAAAGCUGAUGUAAGUGUUGUGGAUAAAGAUGGUAACACACCUCUACAUCUGGUCUGCCUAGGUGGACACAUAGACAUGGUGAAGCAGUUAUUGCUUUCUAAAUCUGAUGUAAGUGCGGUGGAUAAAGAAGGUAACACGCCCCUACAUCUAGCCAGUGCUUAGGGACACAAAGACAUGGUGAAGCAGUUAUUGCUUUCUAAAUCUGAUGUAAGUGCGGUGGAUAAAGAUGGUAACACGCCCCUACAUCUAGCCAGUGCUUAGGGACACAAAGACAUGGUGAAGCAGUUAUUGUUUUCUAAAUCUGAUGUAAGUGCGGUGGAUAAAGAUGGUAACACACCUCUACAUCUGGCCUGCCUUAGUGGACACAUAGACAUGGGGAAGCAGUUAUUGCUUUCUAAAUCUGAUGUAAGUGCAGUAGAUAAAGAUGGUAACACGCCCCUACAUCUAGCCAGUG
Molecule: messenger RNA, 710 nt
Organism: Octopus bimaculoides (California two-spot octopus)
Lineage: Eukaryota; Metazoa; Mollusca; Cephalopoda; Octopoda; Octopodidae
Source: RefSeq, a predicted model, not a curated record